GCCUGGCUAAUUUUUAAAUUAUUAUUAUUAUUAUUAUUUUUGUAGAGACAGGGUCUCACUUUGUUGCCCAGGCUCCUGUAGUCCUCCUGCCUCAGCCUCCGAAAGCUCUGGGAUUACAGGCGUGAGCCACUGUGCCAAGCCACCAUUGUCUGUGUAUUUGUCUGUCUCUACCACCAUUCUGUUUCCUCUGAGGAAUACCUCUCCACCCAGCCUGUGACUUCUGCAGGCCUCUGCUGGAAUGACACCUUUCAUCUACAUAUAGUAGCCAGCCCUGCUUCACCCCAUCACUUCAUAUCCCCUCACCCUGCCUCACUGUUCCUCCCUCUGACCACUUCCUGAAGGAAUGCUUAGCUAUGUGUUGAGUGGGCUGCUGAGGGCAUGGAUUCUGCAGCCAGACCUGAGUGCGUGUCUUGGUUCUACCGCUUAUUAGCUCUGUGACCUUGACCAACUUAGGUCCCUUUGUCAUUAUGUAUUGGCAUAUUAUUGCCUGUCUCCCACCAGAAUGUAAGCCCCUUAAGAGCAGGGAACUUGUCAGUUUCGUCCUCUGAUCUGCCCUAAGGCCCAGAACAGGGCUUCCCACAUCCUAGCCCCUUCUUCAUUCAUCCAGCAAGUAUUUCCUGAAUGCCUACAGUGAUCCAGGGCCUGUCCAGAAAGCUAGGGGUGUGGCAGUGAAAAAACAACCAGGGAACUGCCUCAUAUACACAGGCAAACAAAUAAGUAAAACAAAACAAAACAAAACAAACAAAAACAUUAUUUUAGAUGAGAAUGAGUAGUAUAAAAAUAGAACAGGGUGCUGAGAGAGAAGACAGAGAUAUUAGGUUGGUGCAAAGUAAUUGUGGGUCUUGCUGUUAAAUUGCAAAAACCACAGUUACUUUUGCACCAACCUAAUACUGUAGCCUGGGUGGUCAGGGAAGGUCUCUCAGAGGAGGGGACAUCUGAGCUGAGGCCAGAUGAUGUGAUGGUCAGGGAAGGGUGGUCCCAGCAAGGAGAAUGGCAGGUGCAAGGGCCUGGAGGGAAUGAGCAGAAAGACAGCCAGUGUGGCUGUAGCAUAGUGAACAAGACCGGUGUGAGGGCAUGAGAUGGAGUUCAGCGGCAGGCAGCAACCGGAUUGCACAGGACGUUUAAGCUUGUCCAAUCUUCGGCCUGUGGGCCACAUACAGCCCGGGACAGCUUUGAAUGCAGCCCAACACAAAUUAGUAAACUUUCUUAAAACGUUAUGAGGUUUUCUUGCGAAUUUUUUUUUUUUUUAGUGCAUCAGCUAUCAUUAGUGUUAGUGUAUUUUAUGUGUGGCCCAAACCAAUUCUUCCAGUGUGGCCCAGGGAAGCCAAAAUAUUGGACACCCCUCUUAGGCCAUCAUACCAAGAUUGGAAUUUAUCCUGAUGUGAUGGGAGGCCUUUGCAGGCUUUUAAGCAACCUAGUGACAUGAUUGGUCUAUGUGACAAAAAGGGCACUGAGGCCACUAUGUAGAGAAUGCACUGUAGGGCAUCAGGAGAAAUUGUGUUGAAUGAAUAAAUGAAUUUGGUCUGAGUUUACCUUUAUUAUUAUUAUUAUUUUGUUAGAUGGAGUCUCGCUCUGUUGCCCAGGCUGGAGUGCAGUGGCACAAUGUCAGCUCACUGCAACCUCUGCCUCCCAGAUUCAGGGCUGGGAAUGGCCACAUGGAACAGGCCAUGCCAGAGGCUGCCUCAGCGGCCUCUGGUAGCUGAACCCACUGCAGAGGGGGAGCCACACCUGCCCACGUGCCGGGAGCUGACUGAGGCCAACCGCUUCGCCUAUGCUGCCCUCUGUGGCAUCUCCCUGUCCCAGCUAUUUCCUGAACCCGAACACAGUUCCUUCUGCACAGAGUUCAUGGCGGGCCUGGUGAAGUGGCUGGAGUUGUCCGAAGCUGUCUUGCCAACCAUGACUGCUUUUGCGAGCGGCCUGGGAGGUGAAGGAACAGAUGUGUUUGUUCAAAUUUUACUGAAGGACCCCAUCUUGAAGGACGACCCGACGGUGAUCAUCCAGGACCUUCUGAGCUUCUCACUCAAGGAUGGGCACUAUGAUGCCCGGGCCAGAGUCCUCGUUUGCCACAUGACCUCCCUGCUCCAAGUCCCCUUGGAGGAGCUGGAUGUCCUUGAAGAGACGUUCCUGGAGAGCCUGAAGGAAAUCAAAGAGGAGGAAUCUGAAAUGGCCGAGGCAUCCCGGAAGAAGAAAGAAAACCGGAGGAAAUGGAAGCGUUAUCUCCUGAUAGGCCUGGCGACUGUCGGUGGCGGAACGGUGAUCGGUGUGACUGGAGGUCUAGCUGCACCCCUUGUUGCCGCUGGAGCAGCGACAAUUAUUGGCAGUGCCGGGGCAGCGGCUCUGGGCUCAGCAGCCGGUAUAGCCAUCAUGACCUCGCUGUUUGGUGCAGCUGGAGCUGGCCUGACAGGAUACAAGAUGAAGAAGCGAGUGGGAGCCAUUGAAGAGUUCACGUUUCUGCCUCUGACGGAGGGCAGGCAGCUGCACAUCACCAUCGCCAUCACGGGGUGGCUCGCAUCUGGCAAAUACCGCACCUUCAGUGCCCCAUGGGCCGCCCUGGCCCACAGCCGUGAGCAGUACUGCCUGGCCUGGGAAGCCAAGUACCUGAUGGAGCUCGGCAACGCCCUGGAGACCAUCCUCAGUGGUCUCGCCAACAUGGUGGCCCAGGAGGCCCUAAAGUACACAGUGUUGUCUGGCAUUGUGGCUGCCCUGACCUGGCCAGCCUCACUCCUCAGUGUCGCCAAUGUCAUCGACAACCCCUGGGGGGUGUGUCUCCAUCGAUCAGCAGAGGUUGGCAAGCACCUGGCCCACAUCCUGCUCUCCUGGCAGCAGGGCCGACGACCUGUCACCUUGAUUGGCUUCAGCCUGGGAGCCAGAGUCAUCUACUUCUGUCUGCAAGAGAUGGCUCAAGAGAAAGAUUGCCAAGGAAUCAUCGAGGACGUCGUCCUGCUGGGUGCGCCUGUGGAGGGAGAAGCCAAGCAUUGGGAGCCUUUCCGGAAGGUGGUGUCCGGGAGGAUCAUCAAUGGCUACUGCAGGGGAGACUGGCUGCUGAGUUUCGUGUACCGCACGUCCUCGGUGCAGCUCCGCGUCGCCGGCCUACAGCCCGUGCUGCUGCAGGACAGGAGGGUGGAGAACGUGGACCUGACCUCUGUGGUCAGCGGCCACCUGGACUAUGCCAAGCAGAUGGAUGCCAUCCUGAAGGCCGUGGGCAUCCACACCAAGCCAGGCUGGGACGAGAAGGGGCUCUUGCUGGCCCCAGGCUGCCUGCCCUCGGAGGAGCCUCGCCAGGCAGCAGCCGCUGCCUCAUCAGGCGAGACCCCCCACCAGGUUGGGCAAACCCAGGGUCCCACAUCCGAAGACACCUCCAAAUCGGCCAUGUCCACAGACCACAGCCAAGCCCAGGUGCCGGUAGGGCUGGACCAAUCUGAAGGGGCCUCCCUUCCUGCUGCUGCCAGCCCUGAAAGGCCCCCCAUCUGCAGCCAUGGCAUGGACCCCAACCCACUGGGCUGCCCUGAUUGUGCCUGCAAGACCCAGGGCCCCAGCACGGGGCUGGACUGACCACAGCAGGGGACCUGAGCCAUCUUCCCCAAUCUCCAUAUGCAGCUCUCUCUUAUACCCUCGGGUUCCUCCCAGGAGCUCUGGAGGUGCAGGAUUUCCACAGGUCUCUUUCCUAAAUUGAAGGAAUUGGAACUGAAAGGGAAAGGAAAUGGAAGGAAGGGGAAUUUGGAAGACAGAACACGCCCACCCUUGGGAAGCUGCCUGUCCCCAGAGGAGCCCCACCAGGGAGCAGCCACCCCCUCAUCAGAGACCUGCAGAGUCAACCAAGCACAGGUUAGAGUCCACCAAGCACAGGUUAGAGUCCCAGGACUGGAAACUAACUGUGGGCUUUCUGUACUUCUUCUCAUGGCUUUGGAGUCUGGCUGUCCAUCAGGAGGUCCCGAGGGCUCUCUGGGGCCUGAGGCUCCCACACCAGCUCUCCCCUGGCCUCAAUAAAACCAGGUGCAUGCUUGCUCUUCCAUCCACGCUCCAGGGCUGCCCACCAGCUGACAGGCACCAUCAACUGGCAGCAACAGAGCAGGCGCAGGUACAAAGAGGGCAGCUCACUCCUGCUCUUAGGAGAUCCAAUCAGGUCUGCCCUGUACAGCCAUGUAGGCUGUGCACUGCACACCUCCAGGGACAUGAGUCACACAGACACAAUGUGAGUGUGCUCCCCCAUCAUGCAACAACUGGACACAACUAACAGAGCAUGGUGAAUACAUGCUGAAUUGCAUUCAGUAUGGCUGUGAACUAGGCCUGGGGACAAGAAUAAAUUUUACAUGGAAAGAAUUUCCUAUAGCAGGAACAGAGGGGAUAACAACAGCAAUAAAUAAUAAGAAGAAGAAGAA
Messenger RNA from Pongo pygmaeus (Bornean orangutan), 4379 nucleotides. RefSeq names its product transmembrane and coiled-coil domains 4 (gene TMCO4). The record is from RefSeq and is a predicted model, not a curated record. Lineage: Eukaryota; Metazoa; Chordata; Mammalia; Primates; Hominidae. The coding region runs from base 1603 to 3552 and encodes 649 amino acids. The transcript is spliced from 14 exons.